UGCAGGGGACGCAUCCCAGUUGGAGAACUGAGUGUCAUCCAGCGGAGCCAAGGUCUGGUUCACUGUCACAGCUCCGCGAUGUCCUCCCAGCAGAGCGCGGUUUCCGCCAAAGGCUUUUCCAAGGGGUCUUCCCAGGGCCCCGCCCCAUGCCCCGCCCCCACACCCUCCGUGACCCCCGCCGCCUCGUCCUCCUGCUGCGGUGGCUGCGGUGACACCGGCUGCUGCGGUGGCUGUGGAGACUGCGGAGACUGCGGGUGCUGCGGCUCCACCUCAACCGGCUGCUGCUGCUUUCCCAGGAUGCGCCGCAGGCAGCGGAGGAGCGGGUGUGGGUGCUGCGGAGGUGGCAGCCGCAGGUCGCAGUGCUCCGGUAACACCCAAAGCCCUGGCUGCUGCGGCAGCUGCUGAGGCCACUCCCUGAAGAGCUCUGAUAGAGCCACCAGCCACCCAGGGAGUGUGCUGCUCCCACCCGUCCGCCUCCCAUCACUACGCUCCUGUUCCAGUCCGUGCCUCUGAGUUUGCACACCCUCUCUCAUCAAGCUAACUGCACUUAGAUGUCCAGAAAUCCACCCCGUUCUCAGCCCCACAAAACUCCCGGACCCCAUGUGAUUUUCCUCCCUAGGAACCUGAGAGCCAUGGUGGACUCUACGGUCUGCAUGGAGGCUGCACUCUACUGUUUGUCUAGGCUUGCACACAGUAGGUGCUCAAUAACUGCCUAUUGAUUUGAUUGUCUUAAAGACGUCAUAAUAAAAUUACCUCCUGAGAACACAA
Molecule: messenger RNA, 768 nt
Organism: Artibeus jamaicensis (Jamaican fruit-eating bat)
Lineage: Eukaryota; Metazoa; Chordata; Mammalia; Chiroptera; Phyllostomidae
Gene: CRCT1
Product: cysteine rich C-terminal 1
Exons: 2
Coding region: 79-405 (108 amino acids)
Source: RefSeq, a predicted model, not a curated record